AUGAGGGCCGUGGCGUUGGCGGCGUCCCCGCGGCAGAGCGCGAGCGCAGAGAUCAGGUCUGGGACGGCGCCGACGACGGCCGCGGCGAAGAGAUCCGGGGCCGACGAGGUGUUCCUGGGCAGGGCGCCGCGCGCCGAGGAGGGCGGUGGGCGGGGUUGGCCUACCCCUCCCGCAACACCCAACCCUAACCCCCUCCUCUCCUCCCCGCGGCUGCCCGCUCCUCCCGCCGCCGCCUCCCUCCCUCCCUCCCUUGCUCCUCGGCUCCCCGCCGCCGCCACCUCCCCUCUCCUCUCCGGCUCCCCGCCGCCGCCCUUUCUCUCCAUCUCUGCUCUCUGCCUGCCCCGCAAUCCCGCGCUCACCCACCGCCCCCGCUCCCCAUGGCAAGGCCAAGCCCCGCCCGCGAGAGAGCGAGAUCCCUCCUCCGCCUCCGCCUCCCCGCCGCCGCCCUACCUUGACUACCACCUGGCGGGCUCCCCCGCAGUGCUCCUCUUCCCAUCCGUCGCCGCCUGUGCCGCUGCCUCGCCACCCACUUCCUCCUUGUGUCGCCUCCACCGGGAGCUGCGACCCCCCGCACUCGGCACCCCCUCCUCCGUCGCGGCACUGGGCCUCCUCUGUUGUGCCGCCGGUGCCCGAGCCGCGGGUCUGCACGCUUGGCACCCCCUCCGCCGCCGCAAGCUGCGGUCCCCCGCACUCGGCACCCCCUCAGUUGCGGUACAGGGCCUCCUCCACUGCGCCGCCAAGGCCCGAGUGCUGCUGGGGCCUGCCGAGCAGACGCACGGAGCCAACGCCGGUCUCGACAUCGCCGUCAGUCUGCUAAAGCCCAUCAAGGAGCAGUUCCCCAUCCUAUCCUAUGCUGAUUUCUACCAGGAGUUCGUGGCCGUUGAGGUCACCGGCGGCCCUGAGGUCCUCUUCCAGGCAGGACUGGUGACUCCCGAGGGUUCGCGUUUGUGAGGUACAAGUACGAGGACGAGGCGCAGAAGGCAGUUGAUAGGCUCGAUGGGAGAGUGGUAGACGGGAGAGAGAUCAUGGUGAUGAUCUCCCAUUUGCUCUUCCUUACUGGAGUUGGAUGGAUUGCCACCAAUUCCAUGGCUUGCUCGUUCUGCUCUUGCGGUGAACAUGGAAAGAAAAUGAAAUCCUGGGCUGGAGUACUUACUAAUCCAUGAUGAACAACCUCCAUCGUCGAUUUUGUUUUUCUUCCUCCCAUUACCUGGCGCUCAAGUUCCAUUUAAAUAUAUAACUAUUGAUUAAUGUGUCGUUUGUUUGGUUCCUCUGCACAUGGUUCUGUCUAACUGUCUGUUCCAUGACUCGUAGGUUUUGGCCUCAGUUAAUUGAUUUUCUUGGUGGUACAAGCUUUGACUGCCCAGUGCAGUUUUCUCUAGGUGGAAGCAGUGUGGACCUUUUGUUGGUGUGAUGACGAAAAUAAUUGCAUGCUGGAAUUUAAAGCAAGUUGGGAAGGACCGAGUGUGUCCUACUGAUGUAUGGACUAGGUGCAGGCAAAAUCAAGGUCAGGGCCAGCAGUCAAAUUAAUAAGUCCUUAAGUGAAACACUAUUUGGAUUUCAAGUCUCAUCCUGCCAUGUAAUGAGCCGAACCCCCUGACCAUAUUCUUGGCUGGUUAUGUCCUUAGGUAAAAUAACUGCAUUUAUUUGUCAAAUGAAAUAAAUUGUGAUUGGAUAGUGUUAUGGAAGUUUAAAGGGACUUUUAAUCAAGCUGAUGCUUGUGUCUUGAGUUAUCCUGUGAUUCAAGGUAUGUCUUUCUCCGUCUAAUACAUGACCUUUUAUUUUCUGGUGCAAGUAUUGUACAUUUAUGUGGUAAGGACAUAAGGUAGAGCAGUAGACAUUGCUUUUUUAGUUCAGUCUGUUUUCCCCCAUGCUACCACAUUAAUUUUUUUUUGAGAAUCUGCUACCACAUUAAUGCAGACCUUUUAUUGAUUGGGCGUCCUGCUACGCUAUGAUUAGUUUUUUUUGGACCGUGCUAAACUUUUUUUAUUUCUAAAAUGGUUAAUCCUGCUGUUUACUUUUGAUUGUGGAAAGAAGUCGAGAAGGCUAUCCAUCAGGUUUAAGAGGCUUGGUAUGGUUGAGAAGAUAUUCUCUCUGUUGGCCUUGAAUGCUGCUUGCAAAAAUACUCUCUAUGUUUGGCUUGAAUACAACCUGCAACAAGACUUAUUUCAUCAUUAUUAAUUGCCUAUCAUUUUUCAGAUAUAAAAAAUGUAUUAGGAGAGAGUGCAGACUGCCCAUAAUGUGAUCUCAUACAUUUUACUGCUGAGCUUGUGACUACACAUUGACUUUUGGACCUAUGCAGGUUUUCUAAUUGUAUCAAUACCUACAUCAAGACACCAAGGUUAGCUUCUGGGAGGCCUAAUUAUCAUUGCUCAUGUGUAUACAAAAUUCUCACUUUCACUUGCAUCGCAGAUUAUGGGUAUGAGCAGUAGACUUAUGUAGUUACCUGCAACUUCAUUAUUCAGAAUGCUGAAGUUUAGCCAGUACAGUAUUAUCAAAAUGAAAUUAGAGAAGUGUCAGUUAAAUUUGAAUAUGCUUCCUAAAGAACAUGGAAUGGAGCAUUUCAAAAUCUAGAACAUGAGACUACUUUUGUUGUGACAUUGGUUUUGUUCUGAACUUUUAUUUUCUUUUCACCUUCAUAUGCAUAUACCUUUUCUUUUUUCCAUUAGAGGUUACAGUAGUGGAUAUCAAUGGCAUUCAUAUAUGAUGAUCAGAUAAGGUUUUUUAUGUGCAGCAUGAGGGUGACUAUGAGGAGAAACAGAAGAGUAAUGCAUGAUUUUUUGCUUGCCGGCUACAGUGAAAACAGUGGCAAGCAAAAUUGCCAGGCUGAAGUGUUAAGUUUCUAGGUCACUUACCCACUUAAGACUUACCUUCUUCUCCACUCAACUAAUCAGUUGAUGAGCUAUAAACUUGAUUAGGAUUGAUAGGAGUGCAACAUAGGAUGUUAGUGUUCCAUUUUGAGUGCAUUUUCACUGACAGGUUUUUCAGGUGUUAGAUUAUGCAAUUUAAGAAUAGGCUGCAUAUGGCUUGCGGCGUAAUGUACUGCAUAAUGUAGUUAGGAUAGCUUAAACAUGAUUUUACAACAGUGGUUGAGUGGGGUUCUGCAGAGGUGGAUAUGCUUAUCUGAAUAUUAAACAUUGUCUGAACUUUUGUUUUGAAGACAAGGAUUAUUGAAGUAUAAACUUUUAUCGAAUAGGUCCUAAACUAAGCUGGUGGACAAAUGAAAGUAUUAAAACUUCCCAUAUCCAUUCUCUUGCCAGAUGCAUUACCCUGGCAGAUAUGCUCUUAUUAUUACAAAUGUUUUCCAUAAGUUAUUUUUUCCUCUACGACCAAGCCACAAGAGCAAGAGGUUGGCCUCCCAUGCACAAGCUCUUUUUCUUGUCAGCAUCAGAUAGGUUAUUGUCAGAACCCAAGUCUGAAUAAAAAAAUUGUUUAGUUGUCCUUAUUUCGGUACUAAAUAGUCAUGCUUCUGAUGAUUUUCUUUUAUAAUGCAAGGAAGGAUGCUUGGUCACAAGAAUGGAUAAUUGGAGCUGAGAUUCAUGCCGACUCAAUAACUUUUUAUGGAUUAUUCAGCUACACCAUACUGUUGCAUUACUGUUGUGGUUUAUGUAUUGUUCAAGGCAUAGUUUUUUUCUGAGACGAGUUGAAGCAUUGUUAAGAUAACCUAUAAUUGCUUGUGCAUGACCUUAUGCUGCUUAUAGUAAAAUUAUUGACCUUGUAUUAGUAAGUGAUUUACGGUAUCAGUUACAUAAUGCCCUUUCAUGUGUUAAAAUACAAAUCCAUUCCUAUUGUUAGGCUUUCA
This is a messenger RNA of Panicum virgatum (switchgrass), 3799 nucleotides long. Its product is annotated as predicted GPI-anchored protein 58. Gene Ontology annotation, biological process: cellular response to oxidative stress; response to reactive oxygen species; hydrogen peroxide catabolic process. NCBI's taxonomy places the organism in Eukaryota, Viridiplantae, Streptophyta, Magnoliopsida, Poales, Poaceae. Bases 1 to 951 code for a protein of 316 amino acids. Gene Ontology annotation, molecular function: heme binding; peroxidase activity. The record is from RefSeq and is a predicted model, not a curated record. The transcript is spliced from 5 exons.